AUGCAUUCGAAUAGUAUUCUUCCAAUGGCUGAUAAUCGUCAUUUUUCCCCACAAACAACAAAUUCAAGUGGUUAUCAUAGUGAUUUAUCAUUAGCAACUGAAUCCCCUCAAUCUGUCAAAGAAAAUCUUUCUACAUUGAACAUAGAAUCAAAUUUUGUUCAAAGUAACAAAAAUAUCGAUGAUAAAAAAUCAUUCAAAAGUAAAAAUAUCACACGACUAUCAAGUUAUCUUCAUAAACAAUAUGAAAGAGCAAAAUCUAAAUUAGUAAUAAAAAAACAACUUCAAUUUCCUAUUAAACUAUGUAGCAAAGCAACAUCAACUACACCGUUAAGUCACCUAGCAGAUAAUAAUAAUCAUAUAAAAUUACCAAAAUCUUCAACAACAACAUUCAGACAAAAUUCUCCUAUUGAACCGUCUAAACUUCAUUCUAUACAUGUUUAUCCGUUGCAUGACAAUCACAUGAAAAUCUCAUCGAGAAAUUAUGCAUCAAUUCAUCAGUGUUUGUCUUAUCAACCAUCAUCACAUCGUCUAUUAUCGUAUUCAAAAUUAAGUAAUAGUCAAAUCGAUUCUCAUUCACACCAACGUCUCACUACGAUGAUCAAUUAUCAAAAUUUCAAUUCAGGUUGUUUAGAAAAUAAUAAUAGGCCAUUUUGCCAUCAAAAUUAUUCAACAAAACCAACGUUUUCUCAAAGCUAUUAUCCAUAUAAAUAUUUACAUAAGAAUUAUGACUUUAGUCGAUCGUCAUAUGCACCUUUAAGUGAUUUUAUUUGUACGAAAAAUAGUGCAUUUAAACCGUUUAAAUUUUAUCAACGUCCAUCACGUAAUUUAUCGGAACUAAUACCGCCAUCUGAUGAUCCGUGCGAUCUUGAAGUAGCACAAUAUUUUCAUCAAACUCCACAAUGGAGUAAUCCGAAUUAUUUUGAUAUUUAUUCACAAGAAGCAUCAUCCAGAAAAAACUAUUCAGAAACGUUAUGUUAG
Messenger RNA from Rotaria socialis, 978 nucleotides. The record is from the annotation of a GenBank genome assembly. Lineage: Eukaryota; Metazoa; Rotifera; Eurotatoria; Philodinida; Philodinidae.